Messenger RNA from Mercurialis annua (annual mercury), 1991 nucleotides. RefSeq lists its product as uncharacterized. The record is from RefSeq and is a predicted model, not a curated record. NCBI's taxonomy places the organism in Eukaryota, Viridiplantae, Streptophyta, Magnoliopsida, Malpighiales, Euphorbiaceae. Gene Ontology annotation, biological process: ribosomal small subunit export from nucleus; ribosomal small subunit biogenesis. Gene Ontology annotation, cellular component: preribosome, small subunit precursor; nucleus; cytosol. The coding region runs from base 149 to 1693 and encodes 514 amino acids. The transcript is spliced from 5 exons.
AAGUAACCCUUUGAUCUGCAAGCUUUGAAAAGAUUAUCUAGGGUUUAUACACAUCUGCAACAGUGUAGGGUUUAUAAAACAUCCCAUUCCUCAGUAUCCAGUCUCCACUUUUUAUAACUUCAAUAAUCACUACCUAAUCGAAAACACGAUGGGCAGGAAGAAGAAAUUCAUAGACAAGAAAAAAUCCGCAACAUUUCAAUUAUUCGCACGCGACUCAUCCGACCCGAAUUACAGCGAAACACCAGGCAGUGACCGGGUUUUCGUCCGAAUCGACAACAAUCAUCAGUACUCUGUCGACAGCUUUAAUCAUGAAGAUAACCCUAACGGAAGAGCGGAAGAUACUAAUUCCAUCUUCGCCGACGCCCCUGAAGAUUCCGAUGGCGACGACGGUCAUAAUUUGAAUGUUUUCGGAGCUCCUACUGCAGAGGCGGAGCAGCUGCCUGAGGAUGUGAGGAAAGAAAAUUUGGAAUUAGGGUUUCCUGAUGACGGCUAUAAUUAUUUAUUUCACUUAAGAGAGAUUAAAAACACUGGCGGUGGCUCUUUUUAUUAUCAAAACCCUAAAGCUAAUUUUGAUCUCAUUCCUCAUGAUAUCAAGGCUUAUGAUGCUUCGAGAGUGCGAGUUCCGGAGGUGAAAAGCGAUGAUACUAAUGAUAAGUCAAUUUACAGCGUAGCGUCAAGGAGUGUUGGUGUCAAGGUUCAAAAAGCAUUUGAUCCUGAAGUAGCUGCAAUGCUUGAUGAUAGUGAUUUGUCACGGUUUGGCUCUGAUGUCGAGGACUUGGAGGAGGAUUUUGUUGUUCGUGCAAACGUCGCCGACGGUGAUGAUGCGCUGGAGGUGGAUAUAGUUAAUAAGUUGAAUUUAAUUGAUAAAGCCAAAGAAUGUGUGUCUUCUGCGAAUCAAGGAACUGCUAUAUGUAAUGACAGUGUAAAGAAAGAAACAGAAAUGGAGAAUAAAUUUACUGCUGAGCAGCAGCGAGUUCCUCGUUUUCUGGAUGAGCAAUUUGAUCUGCUUGAACGUCAAGAAUAUGGCACAGAGGAUGAAGAUGAUGAUUAUGGCGGUUAUUAUGCUGAAGAAGAUGAAUCUCUUGCAAAUAGGCUUGGGAAUGUUCUUACUAAACGUGCAAUAGAUGAUAUUGAUAUUGAUGGAAAUUAUGAGGUUCCAUCAAAGGAUAUCACUCAUCGCUGUGUAGAAUAUGCAGAAAAAUAUGAAAACGAGGAUGGGGAUGCAGAUGUUGUUGUUGUAGAAGAAAGUAGUGAUGAAUCAGAACAGUGGGAUUGUGAAACUAUUGUUUCCACGUAUUCAAAUCUUGAUAACCAUCCUGCUAAAAUUGAUGCUCCAAUAACUGCUAGAAAGAAGUUAUUAGCUGAAACUGUCUCUAGAGCCUUGAAUGCCAAUGGUCAAGUAAUAACCCUUCAUGGAAAAGAGAGGCUUCCUAUUGAUUUCUUGCCUCAUGGUAAAAAGUCUGGUGCAGAAAAGGUGAAGGAUGUUCCUGAGUUGAAGAAUGAGCCACUGAAGAGAAAGCAACAUGGCCUGGAGUCGAAGGAGGAGAAGAAAGAGCGAAAGGCUGCCGUAAAGAAGGAAAGAAGUGAAGCUAGACGUAUGAAGAAAGAGAUCAAGGAACUCUAUCGGGGUGAAGCACAACAUGCUCAAAGAAUUGCAGCCAUAGCUGGGCCAUCUUCUAUUCGGCUUAUGUAAUGUAAUUUGGAGAUCCGAGUAUUGUACUUGUUUUUAGAUGAUAUGUCCUGAAUGACACUCGAUGUUUCCGACCUCAACUAAAGGAGAGCAAAAAUUGUUACAUGAUUUGCCUGGCAAAGCAUAAAGUUAUACUGCCUAUCAUUUAAAUGCUCGGGUAUCAAGUUUUGCUGCUUUACCUCUGAAGAAAAAAAGGUGGUUUUUUGUAAUGUUAUAUAUACAUUAGGCAAGAAAUUGUUCUGAAGCCUAUGGCCAUCAUUUUCGCCAAGACGCUUAUAAUGUGAAAUUACUUUCGGCUCUA